Messenger RNA from Fraxinus pennsylvanica, 1068 nucleotides. The record is from the annotation of a GenBank genome assembly. NCBI's taxonomy places the organism in Eukaryota, Viridiplantae, Streptophyta, Magnoliopsida, Lamiales, Oleaceae.
AUGAAGAACCUUGUUUCACAUAUCGGGGAGCACCGUUGUGUUGCACGCGUGCGUGAGGUGCUCACCACUCCACUGUUGGGGUUUUGGGAUUUUUGUGAUUUCUUCUCCUUCGAUCUGUUUAGAGGGGUGGGCGGCGUCGUGGUGGUUAUUAGAAAAAGAGGAAAUCAGUCAAUUCAUAUAUCUCGGCCAUUCGCCGUUUUGAAUAUUACUCCGGCGCCACCACCCCUUAAAAUUCCAAGUUCCUCCGACUCGCCGAUCCUAUCAGAGAAGCAAAUCGAUAGAAUGUUGAAGGCUGUAAAUGAUGAUUAUGGAGGCGUCAUUGUGGAAAUGACCAAUGAACCCAUGGAUGCUCAUAUCUUUGUUUCUUUACUCAGAGCCUCGCUUUCCCAUUGGAGACAACUGGGCAAGAAAGGAGUCUGGAUUAAAAUGCCUAUUGAGCUUGUAAAUCUUGUUGAACCUGUUGUUAAGGAAGGAUUCUAUUAUCACCAUGCGGAAUCUAGAUACUUGAUGCUUGUGCAUUGGCUUCCUAGUACUCCUAACACUAUACCUGCAAAUGCCUCACAUAGAGUGGGUGUUGUUGCUUUUGUCGUGAAUGAAAAGAAUGAAGUUCUAGUUGUCCAGGAAAAAGAUGGAAAAUUCCAGGGAACAGGUGUGUGGAAGUUCCCCACAGGAGUUGUUGAUGAGGGGGAAGAUAUAUGUGAUGCAGCUGUGAGAGAAGUGAAAGAAGAGACAGGAAUCGAUUCAGAAUUUGUAGAAAUACUAGCAUUCGGACAGAGCCACAAGUCAUUCUUUGAGAAGUCAGAUUUAAUCUUUGUGUGCAUGCUACAACCAUUCUCCUUUGACCUCCGGCCGCAGGAAGCAGAGAUAGAGGCAGCUCAGUGGAUGCCAUUUGAAGAAUACACAGCCCAACCAUUUGUUCAGGAACACGAGUUUCAGAGGUAUAUUGCUGAUGUAUGCUUAGCAAAGAAAGAUGAGGGGUAUUCCGGAUUCUCUCCUGUACCUACUGUACCUAGUUUUUCUCCAACGAAGAGCUACUUGUACUUAAACCAGCAGGACCUCGACUUUUGA